AUGCCAACCGUAAUCCUCGGCGGAGGAAUCAUCGGCUCGGCAACCGCCUACUACCUAUCCGAGACCCGUCCAGCAGGAGAUAUUCACGUCGUGGAAUCCUCGUCGCAACUAUUUAAUUCUGCGUCGGGGUAUGCGGCUGGGUUUCUGGCCAGGGAUUGGUUUGCACCAGCUGUUGCUUCUUUGGGUGAGCUUUCGUUUGGGCUGCAUGAGAGUCUGUCUGUUGAGCAUGGUGGGGUGGAGAGGUGGGGGUAUAUGAAAGGAACGGCAUUGAGCUAUGAUGCGAGGAUUAUAAGAGGAAAUGGCACUCGUGGUGACGGCUGGAUGGAUAGGGGGGCUAGUCGAGCGGAGACUGCUUCUGGGUCGACUCUGGGGACUGCGAUGGGGGCUCCGGCUUGGUUGACGGUUCAGCCGGGCGUGGAGGUGGAGAGGAUCAGUGAUGUCGAUACUGCCCAGGUUGAUCCGCUGAAACUAUGUCGGUUUCUGAUGGAUACGGCUAUAUCUCGCGGUGUAGAGCUCCACCAUCCGGCUAAGGCUACUUCGCUCGUGACCGACGCAGACGGGCGUAUUACUGGCGUCCGAAUUGUCGAUCUCGUCUCACAGGAAGCUUCCACGAUCCCGUGUACCCAUCUGGUUAUCUGUGCGGGAGCUUGGACGUCGCGUGUCUUCGAGGAGCUCUUCCCUUCCGCUCCGGUCUCCAUCUCCGUCUCGCAGUUGGCUGGAUACUCUCUCGUCCUCCGUUCUCCUAGACACACCCUGGAACACGAGCGACAAACAUACGGAGGACGAUGCCACGCUGUCUUCACCUCAAACCCCUUCUCCUGCGGCUUCAGCCCCGAGAUCUUCUCGCGACAGGGCGGCGAGAUCUACAUUGCUGGGCUGAACGAUCCGGACAUGCCACUGCCGGGUCGGGCAGAGGAGUCUCGCAGUUUGAUCGAUCAGAAUGAGAUGAAGAGGCUAGAGGCUGUGUCAGCCCAAUUGAUGGGUAAGCUCAUGCGUGAGGAUGCUGGGGUACGCGACACAGAUGAUCUGGAGGUUCUUCGUGAGGGACUCUGCUUCCGUCCUGUCUCCGAUCGGGGAACGCCUGUAGUAUGCCGGGUAGACGAUGAUUUACUGGGAGGCGGCGUGAGGACUGAUGGCCACGGUGGUGUGUUUGUGGCUUCUGGUCAUGGUCCUUGGGGGAUCUCGCUGUCGCUGGGGACUGGGAGGGUCGUGGCGGAUAUGGUGGAGGGGGUGCGGCCGAGGGCUGAUGUGGGUGAGUUGGGGCUUUAG
This is a messenger RNA of Aspergillus bombycis, 1269 nucleotides long. Its product is annotated as NAD(P)/FAD-dependent oxidoreductase. Gene Ontology annotation, cellular component: late endosome; cytoplasm. The record is from RefSeq and is a predicted model, not a curated record. The transcript is spliced from 2 exons. Lineage: Eukaryota; Fungi; Ascomycota; Eurotiomycetes; Eurotiales; Aspergillaceae. Bases 1 to 1269 code for a protein of 422 amino acids. Gene Ontology annotation, biological process: retrograde transport, endosome to Golgi. Gene Ontology annotation, molecular function: oxidoreductase activity.